Spinacia oleracea (spinach) is the source of this 933-nucleotide messenger RNA. RefSeq lists its product as uncharacterized. The record is from RefSeq and is a predicted model, not a curated record. Bases 1 to 933 code for a protein of 310 amino acids. Lineage: Eukaryota; Viridiplantae; Streptophyta; Magnoliopsida; Caryophyllales; Amaranthaceae. The transcript has a single exon.
AUGCACUUGGGACACAUUCAACAAGAAAAGGACGAGUCGUUGCGAAGCUAUGUUAAGCGCUUCAACCUAGAAGCCGGACAGAUCCCAGAUCUGCCCGAUGACGUCUCUUUCGUUAAUUUUAUUAGAGGAUUGAAGAAGGGGUCAUUCAAGUUUGACUUAGUUAAGAAAAGUGUCCGGACUAUGGCUGAAGUCUUGGACGAGGCCGAAGCCUUUAUUCAUGCAACAGAAAUAUGUAGUGCGUCCAAGGAUGGAAAGACAGGUGAAGCGACAGACUCCUCAAGGAAGAAAGAGAAGAUAGACAGGAAAGUCCCACGAGUAAAUGGUACAUGGGCUCUUUCAAAAGAACAUGAUACCAAUUCUCCCGGACAGAAGAGAGGACGCCCACAAGAAAGAGAAUAUUUUGAAUACAAUACAGACCUUCUCACAAUCCUAGUGGACUUCGGUACCAGGUUCGAUCUUGAACGACCCUUCCCCAUGAAAUCUCCUACUGAUAGUCGAGAUCCUAAGCUGUAUUGUCAGUUCCACGAAGAUAUAGGGCAUGAAAUCAAGGAUUGCAGAAGCCUGAAGAGAGCCCUGGACGGCCUAGCCUCCAAGGGGCACCUAAAGAACUAUCUGCAAAGAAGCACUCACGGCACGGGGAAAAAUCAUUACAAGAAAAACAAGUCACCUGUCUCACCUACAGAAGGAAAUCACAUCGAAGGAGGAUUUGUAGUCGUCAUAUCAGGAGGACCAGCUGCUGGUGGGCCCACCAUGAGGGGACAGAAAGAUUAUGCUCGUCGUCUAGGACAAGUAAUGUUAUCAGGAAAAUCACCAGUGGACCCAUUCCCUCGUAUAGAAAUAUAUGAAUCAGCCGGUGAACGUGUAGCCACCCCACAUGACGACCCUCUCGUGGUCGAGAUCAAAAUCUCUAACAUGAAAGUAAACGCAUCUUGA